AGAGAAGGGGAUGCCUUUGUAGGUCCUCAUUCUUCAGCCAGAUGAUUUUGAGGAACAAGACAUGGGGCUCUGGUUUAGACCUUUCCAUUUGCAGUGUUAAAAAAAAAGGCUCCUCACUGACCACAAGAACUCUGUGACCAGCCCCCACAUUUACACGCCCACACUUACACAUUCAAUUGCUCCAUGAGUCCUGGGGAACAGCUCACUGUCACUCACAUAGUCCAACUCAACUCCACCCAACCACACACUACGCAAUUCUUGUAGGGUAGUUGUGCUCUUUCUGAGAAGUCUAGAACUUUAGUGGAACGGUAGUAGAGAGGACAGAGAAAGUACCUAUAGUGAACUAGGACCCCAGGAAUUAGCCACUGGUGGGCAUUGUGGUGCUUCAUAGGCAGCCAACCAUACAAAAAGAAGAACUUUACAUCCUUCUUGUCAUUUUGAAAGACUGUAAAACCAGAGUCAAAUCUUCAUCAUCUCACAGGAAGCCAAGAACUUACUACUUGUACAGGACCUUGAACAAUGAAUUCAUAAAGACUCUUAAAGGCCCAGAAACAAAGUCCAUGCAGACAAAAUCCUCUGGAAGCAGAAACCCUCUCUCUUUAAUAGAAAAGUAAAUACAGAAGCCAUUGUUCCUGACCAGUUCCUGAUGGAGAUUUCAGCUACCACAGAAGACUACUAUACAACCACAGAAUUUGACUAUGGAGACUCCACCCCAUGCCAAAAGGCUGCUGUAAGAGCCUUAGGGGCUGGACUCCUACCCCCCCUGUACUCCCUGGUGUUCAUCAUUGGAGUGAUAGGCAAUGUUCUGGUGGUUCUGGUGCUCAUGCAGUACAGGAGGCUUCGAAGCAUGACCAGCAUCUACCUGUUCAACCUGGCCAUCUCUGAUCUGGUCUUUCUUUUCACUUUGCCUUUCUGGAUUGACUACAAGCUGAAAGACAACUGGGUUUUUGGUGAUGCCAUGUGUAAGCUCCUCUCUGGGUUUUAUUACCUGGGCUUAUACAGUGAGAUAUUCUUUAUCAUCCUGCUGACGAUUGACAGGUACCUGGCCAUUGUCCAUGCAGUGUUUGCCCUGAGGGCACGGACUGUCACUUUUGGCAUCAUCACCAGCAUCAUCACCUGGGUCCUAGCCAUCUUGGCCUCCAUUCCUGGCUUAUACUUUUUCAAAGUCCAGUGGGAAGCCAAUCACAAUACCUGUAGCCCUCAUUUCCCCUAUGAGAGCCUGAAGCAGUGGAAGCGGUUUCAGGCUCUGAAGCUGAACCUCCUUGGGCUAAUUUUGCCUCUGCUAGUCAUGAUCAUCUGCUACACAGGGAUCAUCAGUAUUCUGCAAAGACGACCCAGUGAGAAGAAGGCCAAAGCUGUGCGCCUGAUAUUUGCUAUCACGCUUCUCUUCUUCCUCCUCUGGACCCCCUAUAAUCUGACUGUAUUUGUUUCUGCUUUCCAAGAUGUUCUAUUCACCAAUCCAUGUGAGCAGAGCAAACAGCUGGACCUGGCCAUGCAGGUGACUGAGGUGAUUGCCUACACUCACUGCUGUGUCAACCCAGUCAUUUACGUCUUUGUGGGUGAGCGGUUCCGGAAGUACCUCCGGCAGCUGUUUCGAAAACAUAUGGCUGUACCCCUGGCAAAAUGGUUGCCCUCCCAUUUUGUGGACCAACCAGAAAGGGCCAGUUCUAUAUCUCCAUCCACAGGAGAGCAUGAGCUCUCUGCUGGCUUCUGAUUCAGACCCCUGGGUGUCAACCAAGGUCUAGGAGAGAGUGAGGAGAUAGAACAUGGCUCUCUAGGACAGAUACUGGCAGCUGUCACAAUGAGGAUUCACAAUCUUGUAGGGUGAGAGGAAACUUAAAGGUGGCUUAGGUAUAAGUCAUCUCUUUAAUUUAACUUUCCUUGAAUGUCUCUCUGUUGAAAAGUAGAUGAAUGAAAAAGUAGGAUGUUCCAGAGACUAGGAUAAUGUAUACCAAUGAAGGGCUUGGGCCCAAUAAGAAUUAGGAUCUGUGGUCAUUAACAAACAGAGCUGAACUGAACUUUUACUGAAUCCCACUCCUAAUGAUGUGAUAUUCUGAAAAAAAUUCAAGAAAGUAUUGUAAUAGAAAAGAAUUUUGUAUACUUGUAUAUUGACAUACAUUAUAAAGCAUAAGAUGUUAUAUCAAAAAUUUAAACUGUAACAAACUGAAGUUGUUAAUUUAUUCAGUUAUUUUAAAUAAUUAGCAAAGAUACAAAUAGAUUACAGAAUAAAUGCAAUAGCAUUAGUAUACAAAUACUGACUACAAGGAAAUAACAAUAAAAUACAUAGUUCUUUUGGUUGCUAAAAUUGGUGAAGAAAUAUUAUUUCAUUUUGUUAAUGAAAAUGCAUAGUACAGGAGCAAAUAUGGCAAAAAACAGUCACAGACAUGUGGUUUGAAACAAAUGUACAUUAGUGAAGUAUUUCUGAAAAACAAUUUUAAAAGUUCAAUAUUACUAAAAAGCUAAGUAGUCCAUUUUAUGGUAAUAUUAGCAGAUACUAGUAAAAUGGCAUAUCAUUUAAUUAUUUCAGAAAUAUUAUAUGUUGGUCAAUAUGGCAUAUGACACAAACAUUAAUAUUUUAAAGAAUUUGUAUUGAUUUGGGAAUAUGUUCAUAAUAUUAUUAAAUUAAAAUGGAAAUAAAAAGCUGGCAAGAUGGCUCAGCUGGUAAAGGCACUUACCACCAAGCUUGACAACCUGAGUUCAAUCUUAAGAACCCACAUGGUGAAAGGAGAAAACUGACUCUAACAAAUAGUCCUCUGAUCUCCCUAUGUACACACACACACACACACACACACACACACACACACACACACACACACACACAAAUAAAUUAAUGUAAAAAAUAAAAAUAUGAGAUUCUUUCAGUUCACAUUUUACAUACAAAAAGAACAAAAUAAAAGGAUACACCAAUACAUUUUCCCUUGCUAUAAUAAAUUCCCUAAGGCUAGUACUUUAUACAUGAUAAAGGUUUAUCUAACUUGAAGCUUU
Molecule: messenger RNA, 2985 nt
Organism: Peromyscus leucopus (white-footed mouse)
Lineage: Eukaryota; Metazoa; Chordata; Mammalia; Rodentia; Cricetidae
Gene: Ccr1
Product: C-C motif chemokine receptor 1
Exons: 2
Coding region: 647-1714 (355 amino acids)
Biological process (GO): positive regulation of monocyte chemotaxis; chemotaxis; inflammatory response
Cellular component (GO): membrane; cytoplasm
Molecular function (GO): chemokine (C-C motif) ligand 7 binding; chemokine (C-C motif) ligand 5 binding; C-C chemokine receptor activity
Source: RefSeq, a predicted model, not a curated record